Siniperca chuatsi (mandarin fish) is the source of this 2844-nucleotide messenger RNA. RefSeq names its product BCL2/adenovirus E1B 19 kDa protein-interacting protein 2-like. The coding region runs from base 1 to 1299 and encodes 432 amino acids. Gene Ontology annotation, cellular component: cytoplasm. Gene Ontology annotation, biological process: apoptotic process. The transcript is spliced from 13 exons. NCBI's taxonomy places the organism in Eukaryota, Metazoa, Chordata, Actinopteri, Centrarchiformes, Sinipercidae. The record is from RefSeq and is a predicted model, not a curated record.
AUGGAGUCCAGAGAGGAAGAGCAGGAGGAAGACGCACCCAGCUGCAGCUGCUUUAACUUCCACCACGCCUCCCGUUGCCCCACCCGACCAUCAAGCAGAGGAGGAGGAGGAGGAGGAGGAGGAGAGACAGGUGGACUGGUCAAAGGAAACUGCGUUGCCACGGCAGCAACAGGCGCUGACUCAGCAGGUGAGGAGGAGGAAGAGGAGGAGACCUCUGCUGGAGACGAGGAGGGCGAGUCCAGCUUCAUCUCUGCAGCGCCCCCCGCUGGCCAGAGUGAAACACAGUGGAAAGGAGCUGUUGAGGACGAGUUUGUCUCCGAGCAGAAAUCAUCAACGCCGACCAGAGACAGACCAGCUCCUCCCAGCAGUCUGGCCUCGUCAGGGUCACGACCAACGAGGAAGAAAGUCCUGGUGGCUCCAGCGCUCAGUCUGUCUUUAGGUCGCAGUGAGUCGACGGUUUCAGAAGACUUCCCCCCAGCCUUUCUCUCCCCCUCACCUGAAGACGAUGAUGACACAGGGCUGGACUUUGACCUGGACGGCAUGGAAACACCCUCUGACUGCGAAUCACUGCCCUUCCCUAUCUACGACCUGGACCUGGAAGAUGACCUGCGGCGUCUCGGCGUGGCGUCCUGGCGUCGCAGACCGCGCGGCUCCAGUCCCAGGUCCAGGUUUGAUUCUCGUACUAGUUCUGGACCGGGGACGGACCAGAGUGAACUGGGAGCUCUGGAGCGGGAAGACAUGGUGGACAGUCAGGGCAUCAGGUGGCGCUGUUUCUCCACAGGUGACCCACCACAGGAGAGCCGGGUCAACAUGAGCGUCCUGGAGCCGUUUCUCAGGGUGCUGUCACACGGAGGUUACUAUGGAGACGGUAUGAAUGACAUCAUCGUGUUUUCUUCCUGUUACCUGCCGCAGAAUACUCUGGAAAAUUACCAGUAUGUGAUGGAUAAUCUGUUCAGGUAUGUAGUAGGAACUCUGGAUCUGAUGGUGACAGAAAACUAUGUGAUCGUGUAUCUUUGUGUUGGAGGUCAGAAAGACAAACUACCAGGAAUCAGCUGGCUCCGAGAGUGUUACACCACCAUCGACAGAAGGUUGAGGAAGAACCUGAAGGGUUUCUACGUGGUUCAUCCCACCUGGUACAUCAAAGCCCUCGUCACCAUCAUCAAGCCCUUCAUCAGCUCUAAGUUCAGCAGGAAGCUCCAGUUCGUCGACAGCCUCCAGACUCUUUCUCACUUCGUCCCUACUGAGCACGUGCAGAUCCCAGACUGCGUCGCACAGUACGACCAGAAGCUGUCCAGGUGAAACUCCUCCGAAGGCCCCUGCAGUCUCUCUCCCCGUUCUGCUCAGAUUUCUGGAGUUUGGCGUCUCGCUCGAAAGACGUCGCGGCGGUGUUUCGGAGCGGAUCUGCUGAAAAGCAGCAGAUUUGAGCCAAAAUGGAGGUGAAGAACAAAAUCCCCCUCCGGGCCUCGUGGUGCCGCUGCUCCUCUGCACCUUCUGUCUGACCUGUAACAUUUCAAACUGUCUUAUUUUAAAAUCACUUCGCAGCACGAAUCAAGCCCCGUAUAAACAUUAUAAUGUCACUUUGAAACAACACAUUGGUGCGCUACGCCUUAAAAUCUAAUGCAGUCUAACGAACUGAUGUCGUUACCAUGGAGUCACUUUGCAUUAUGAGAGCCCCCAAAACAGACAAGAUUAUAUCUUAUAUAUAUCUCAUUAUAAUCUUCCUUCCGCAAGUAAGUAUCUUGUUGCCGCAAACUUGUAAUCAUCUUGUUCACAGCUAUAAUCUUAGUAAUUAUAUUGCAUGCACAAAUGAUGAUCUUGUGCUCACAAGAUGGAUCUAGAAGGUGCGACCGCUAUAUAUAUAUAUAUAUAUAUAUAUAUAUAUAUAUAUAUAUAUAUAUAUGAUAUAUUUCCAAAGGAUGUCAAAAUGCGGUCGUUUAUCAUGUACUUCAAAACUGGAAACAUUUCACAUACUUUAAAGGUCCGGUGCGGAGGAUUCAGCGGUGCAACCGUUUGAAUCCCGCUCGCCUCGCCCUCCCCUUCCCUCAGGACAAACUGCAGUUCUUCUGGAAAAUGUUCACGGGUUAAGAAAUCUUUACUUAAAAAAAUGAAAUACACAAACCAGUGUGAUUUAGCAACUUUAUAAUAUUUACACACUCAGUGAAAUAAUCGGAUUAUCUGUCAUUCAGUGUGGAGAUCAGAAACACUUUGUUAAGCUACAAAUGUAACUACAGACGUCGAAACAUCUCGCAGUGUUAACAAAAGUGAAAUGAAUUGGUGCAUCCGUGAUUCGGAUCUUCUCCCAAACGUAACGGGCUCUUCCUCGGCCCGCGCCGCACUCUUCCACCGGGUUUAAUGAAAAUCGGACCGGGAGUUUUUCCGUAAUCCUGACAGACGAACAAGCGAACGGCUCAGAAAGCGCGACCUCCUUCGUAGUGCAUCUUUAAAACUGAGCAAAACCUCUGAAGUGCGUCCAGAUCUUUCCUCUGCAGGUUCCUGUCCUGUUAUUUUGGUUUUUACACGUAAAGUUCAACUCAUACAGAAGGUGAAAAGUGUCUCUUCUGCUUUUAAAAGUUUUUCUUUUUAACGUUUGAACACGUCGAGCGAGGAGAUUUCAGCGGCGCGCGACGGUUCGAACCAAAGCUCUUCGAGGUGAAAGUUUUUGUAACUUGGUGAAGGUUUUUUUAAAACCCUCUCCGGACUCUUUCAGUGUUUUCAGCAGGCGCCGGACCGCCAGCCCCGCCCGGGUCACGGCCUCGCUUCACAGCCGAUCAGUUGAGUCCGACUUUGUUUGUGUCAAAGGUGAAAUAUUUUCGGUGCAGAAUAAAAUCUUGAUGGUUCUUCGUA